AUCGAUCGACCGCCCGCCUGGUGCAGCAACUUUCGUGAAGUUAACUUGGACUAAAGUGAACUUUUCGAAGCAUUUCAAAGCACUUAUGAUACAUUUGACAGUGUUGUUGUUUUUUUUAUUGUCCUACAACACUCAAGUCAAGUCGCAUUGAUGUAAAAUGAUACAUUUUAUGAAUCAAAUGUAUUAUUACAAUUGUGGUAGUUUUGGGGGCUGGAACAGAUCAAUGGAAUUUCAAUUUUUCGAUUUCAUUAGGGUAAAUUGAGUAAAUUUAGAGUUACGAGAUUGGUCACGGAAUGAAUUCAACUUGUAAGUCAAGUUAGCGCCGUAGUUGCAAAAAAAAAAACCCCAAAAAACUGCUGUGCUCAGGGCCCGACCGAUUAAUCGGCAGCAGAUUUAAUCAGCCGAUAUGAACCCUUUUAAAAACAUUUGCUGAAUGAUUUUUUGACACAUUAACAUGAGAUGAGAAGAUGAGACAAAGAAAGACACAUCCAUCCAGUCUUUUUGAAAAGAGAACUUUAAGACAAAGCCAAGGCGGCAUCAAAACAAUGGCCGAUUAUGAUGAUUUGCGUCUUCCAAUUAUUUGAAAAUGACCCAUUUAGGGUCGACGACGACGGGGUCGGCUCGGCGGCAGACGGUCACGUGAGCGCGUGGAGGCUACAGACAGGACGUGGAAGUAGGACAGACUGACUCGGCGUGUUGGGGGUCAAAGGGUGCCUUGAUUUUUAGCAUCAAAAGUCAUGAAAUCCCAGGGGCAUCACUUCUAUAAAUAGAUACCUAUAGAUAUAUAGGAAUAAGUCACCUUUAUUGUCAUUGGAGAGGUACAAUUCAAUUUUGGCAGCGCAAGCCUGCAGAUGCCUAAAAAAAAGCCAAAGGUCCAUCCAUCCAUUUUCUGAACUGGUCGCCCGCCAAUCGCAGGGCACGCUCGACAGUCACACCUCAUUUAGGCAAUUAAGGCUUCAAUCAAUCUGUAGUGUGACACGCGGACACGGGGAGAACACGCAAAGUCCACACACGUGCACGUGAUGGAAUACAGUGUGAAAGAGCAGACAUUAGACGACACUGCACUAAAUAGCAUAGCUGACUAGCUCAGGCAGCCUAUUGUAAAGAGCGACCCGUGCAACGGGUUUUACAGGAUAAGGUGUACAUUGUACAUAGAAAUAACUAUUAUUGGUGUGACUUGGGAGCGCGUGUACCUCCGUAUCAGAAGGUUUCGCGUUGAGACUGACGUCACGGUGAAGCUUUGAUGAUGCUUUUAUUUUUCCGUGUUUCCGCGCGACUGUUGUACUUCCCCUACACGGAAGCAAAACCGGAAGUUAAAUAGUGACUGCACGCAUACAGACGUGGCCUUUUAAACACACACGAUUGGAUGUUAUUGUAUUUUUACGGCCAUUUGAUGCUCAUUUGAAUGUUCUAAAAUGUAAAACACGACUUUUAUGCCAAGUAAGAAUACGGCGCCCUGGUUCGCGUGCUGUUGCCACGGAAACGUCACGUGGCGCGAGCUAGUCGCCGAACUUCGUGUUAGCUAGCUAAAGCGUCCUGAACAUUCUGUACCCUGAAAGCAAAGUUUGCCACAAACAAAGUCGAGAACACAUCGGGACUGAAGAGCUCAACAUCCUGGCUACUUGUGUGUUUGUUUGUUUGUCUUUCUUUGCCACAAGACGACCAGUUAGCUUGUUAGCAUGUCGGAGGAGGAGCAGCAGCACAAGCUGAAGAUUUCAAGCAGCUCGGACGACAAAAAGAAGAGGAGGAGGAGAAAGAAAAGAAAGAAGAGGAAGAAACACACACCUCCACAAUACCCAGUUGACCCAAACCCAGCGGUCAAGCCCCCCGAGCCGGCCGUGCGGGUGACCCCGGUGCCCCGAGGUCAAACGUCCAAACGGCGAGCAACGUGCAAGAAGAGCAAAGACCCCCCGAGAGAGCCUCCGCCCCCCGCCGACGACAUCCCCCCCGGCAAGGAUCCGGCUGCGGCGCCGGACGAGACGGCGCAGGACGCGCAGGUGAGGGAGUGCCUGAGGUGGGCGGGGGUCCUGCAGGACCCCCGGGCGGAGGAGGAGAGGCUGGAAGCGUACCGGGCCAACAGGAGGCGGCGUUACGCAGCCCAGCGAGACGCUCGGCGGGCGGCCGCCCGGACCCCGCCCGCGGGCCCCCCGCCUCUCUUGAGUCGCGACGCGCUCUGAAAGACAAACUCGCUCUGCGGGUCGCCACCGUCGACGUGGACGUGCUGACUUCGACAACAACAAUUUCAUUUGUAUUCUUUUUUUAAACAAGCACAUCAGAAGCUUUGUAGGAAUCAUUUGUCUGCCUUUGUCUUUUUGAAGGAGCAAGUCUCCAUGUUAAGGCUGUGUAAAGAAUAUGAACUCAUUAAAACUGGUGCAUGUGUUGGCAUCACAAGCAGA
This is a messenger RNA of Phyllopteryx taeniolatus (common seadragon), 2396 nucleotides long. It is a transcript of the gene liat1, whose product is annotated as ligand of ATE1. The record is from RefSeq and is a predicted model, not a curated record. The transcript has 2 exons. Gene Ontology annotation, biological process: protein arginylation. Bases 1680 to 2177 code for a protein of 165 amino acids. Lineage: Eukaryota; Metazoa; Chordata; Actinopteri; Syngnathiformes; Syngnathidae.